AUGACCACACUCAGUAGUCUUGUAAGACUUCAUACAUUUUUUACGCCUACCUCCGGCAUUCAGAGCAGAUUUUACUCUCUUUUACAAGGUUUUUUCGAUCUGCGCCGAAAAAGUGAAGCAGAUUUAGUUGCGAAAAAGUUAGGCGAUGAUGCAAAGUUAAGCGCCCGAUCCGAGAAUUUCGAAGUUCGUGUAUUUCUUGUGAUAUUGGGUUGGUUUUGUAUCCAGCUCCAAAUUAAUUUUGUCCACCAUUGGUGUCUACGAAAGACGAAUCCGAAUCCUGGUAAUCGUAAUACAGGUCUUGAUGCAGUAGAAUACGAAGAAGCAAUGGAAGUGGAGCAACCUUUAAGCGAUACUUCGGAGCAUGACCCAUCCUCAGAUGAUGAGCAACACCCUUGGGUUUAUAAUACCGUGAAAGGAUGUUGUGGGAACACUUGCGAGCAGACGGAUACCUCCAUGGAAGCGUAUGAUGAGAAUGAUGAAGCCAGAGCCUCAGGUGUUAUUGAAGCUGUUUUCGACAACAUUCUGCGUCAUAAGGAAGCAGCUGUGCGUGCAGACAUUCGCGUACUUGGAGGAUCGGGAAUGAUACGAUGCCUACCUUGGAAGAUACUUGUAAUAUUUCAUCCAGUAGAUACUCAAUCGACAAUCGGUGUUUUUGUACAGUGUAAUGCUGAGAGUGAAUCGCAAACAUGGAGUUGCACUGCCAAGGCAACGAUUCAGUUAGUUGCUCAAAGACCGAAUUGUAAAAACAAGGAAAUGAAAAUUCAACACACUUUUACACACAAAGAAAAUGAUUGGGGUUUUCAGCAAUUCAUUAGUUAUGACGAGCUGUUUAGCCUUGAGAGAGGUUUUUUAUCACCGACAGAGCCAAAAGAUACCAUUAUUAUUCGUGCUCAUAUCAAGGCUGACGCUCCUCAUGGCGCUGAUUGGGACUCCAAACGCCAUACUGGAUUUGUUGGUUUGAAAAAUCAGGGUGCUACUUGCUACUUAAAUUCUCUUCUUCAAGCAUUGUAUUGCACAAAUAAACUACGACGUGCAGUUUUCCUAAUGCCUACAGAGAGUGAUGAUGCUCAAACUAGUGUUCCAUUGGCAUUACAACGAGUAUUUUAUGAACUUCAGUUUAGUACUCGUGCAGUAGGUACUAAAAAGUUGACUCGCAGUUUUGGUUGGGCCACCUUAGAUUCAUUUAUGCAACAUGAUGCUCAAGAAUUAUGCCGUGUCUUAUUAGACAACCUGGAAAACAAAAUGAAGGGGACAUCAGUUGAAGAUGUUAUACCUGGUCUUUUUUGCGGUAAAAUGCUUUCUUACAUAAAUUGCAUCAACGUUCCUUAUUCUUCCAAAAGAGAGGAGAACUUUUAUGAUAUUCAGCUUAAAGUUAAUGGAAAUCGUUCCGUUUAUGAUGCUUUCAAUGAAUACAUUGCAAAAGAGACUCUUUCACAGGACAAUAAAUAUGAUGCUGGUGUUUACGGACUCCAGGAGGCUGAAAAGGGUGUCAUAUUUACACGAUUUCCUCCAGUACUGUACCUACAGUUAAUGCGAUUCCAGUAUGACUUUGUUGCUGAUACAAAUAUUAAAUUAAAUGAUCGUUUCGAAUUUCCUUAUAUUCUGAAGCUAGAUCAGUUUCUGGCAGAACCUAAACCAUCGACUUACAAACUUCAUGCUGUACUUGUGCACUCUGGUGAUAAUCAUGGUGGUCAUUAUGUUGUAUAUAUAAAUCCAGCUUUGAAUGGUAUUUGGUAUCAGUUUGAUGAUGAUGUUGUCUCACGUUGCUCACCUCGCGAUGCUAUUGACAUGAAUUUUGGGGGUAGCGAUGAUCCAGAUAUGCGUCUGUGCACCAAUGCUUAUAUGUUAGUCUACAUCGCCGAAUCAACUAAAGACGAUGUAUUAUGCCCCGUUUCUGAGUUUGAUAUUCCUGAGACUUUGCGUGAACGAUUCAUGGAUGAACAAAGGAUGGAUGAAGCUAAAAGAAGGCAAAAGGAAAAAGUUCAUCUAUACACUGCUAUUCAUCUAAUUCUUGAGGAGGAUUUUUAUGGUUGGCAGGGUCCAGAUUUGUGUAGUCAAGAGUUCCUACCCAGCCGGAUGCUACGUGUUCAGAAACAAUCUAUUCGCCCAAAAUUGUUGGAAGAUGUUGCUACUGUGUUGCAUUAUCAACCUGAGAACAUACGUUUGUGGAGAUUUCAACCUCGUCGUAAAAACGUACCUACUCAUCUAAUUGAACUUGGUGAUAACCAACCACUAUGUGCAAUGAAGGAUACGCUUAUAUUCUACGUUCAGUCUAACAUUUCAUCGAAUUCCAUUAUUUCUCGACCAGAUAAAGAACAGCUUGUUACAGAUCGACAUCUUUUUUUCUUAAAAUAUUUUGAUCCAUUUACUUGGACUUUGACGUUUUGUGGUCAUGUAGAGAUUGGAAGGGAUGAACCGUUAAGGGUUAUUGAAACAGUAGCUCGAGAACGAGCUGGAAUACUUUCCAGCUGUAAACUGAUUUUUUAUCAGGACGAUACAAAAUCUUUGAUUUCUGAAAUCUGUCAGCUUGAUAUUCCAGUAUCAAAAAUGUUUAAACGAGAGAUUCAGGGUCAAAUUCUCUACUUUCAAGCUAAGUCAGUGAAUUGCUCCAUUCCAUUACCUUUUGGAUUGAUGGAAACUACAGAAGUUGGUAAAGAAGCAUUGAGCAGUUUAACUGAAGAAGGAAAUAUUUCAUUAUCGACUGCAGAUAGUUCUGUGCAUUCGGAAAAUAGUCAGGUCACUGGAGUGAAUGGUGUAGUUGUUGCCUCACAUACAGUUGAAGAUAAAGUGUGUGGUAGUCCAAGUGCAUCUGAGUCUGUUUCUCUCAUUUCACAGAUGGCCGUUGAUUCCAUCGCAUUGCAUAAACUAGCAACUUUUCCAGUCUCAAGUAUUAGAUCUCGUUCAUCUAUGCAUAUGAUGGGUCAGCCAUUUGCGCUGGAUUCACAGACGCAAUCAAUAUUGUCUGCGGAUAAAUUGUCGAUUUUCGAUUACUUCAGCAGUUACAUACGUCAGUUCGAAAUCUUGUUGGUGGAUAAACUACGACCUUGUGAUGCUGGAAUUCUCAUUCAUGUAUCCGCCGACCUUACCUACUGGGAAUUCGCCAAUAUUGCUGCCGCCCACUUAUCGACACAAAGUGAUCGACUUCAGUUUUUCCGUUCACAACAGGGAUUUGGCAAUGCAACAGAGGCUGUCAGUACUCCACUAUACGUUUCUCCUGUGACUACGGGUGCUGGCUUGGCUGGCAACGAACUCACAUCUUCUCCACUCAGUUCAGAAGCGACAACCAAUACAUGUGGUCCAAAUAGUGUUGGCUCUUUGGAGAGUGGAACUGUUGGGGUCACAGGGACACCUGUUAAUCCCCACCUAUUAACAGCAAAAUCAUCUGGUUUCCCAACAUCUUCAGCCUAUCUAAAUUCCCUCGUAGCUGCUGCAGCUGCUCAAGGUCUUGCUAGAGAACCUCCAGGUGCUGCAAUAAGUUCUUCACAUUCGGGUACAUUACAGGAAUUUUUCCUUCCGUUUACUGUUGCCCCAACAAACAACUCAUGGGCCUCUGAUGUUGGUGGUGUUGGUUUAGUUAACAGUGGAAAUGCAUUAUCAGGAACAGGUGGAAACGCUACCACUCCAGAUCGUUUCCCAGUACCUCUUAAUCGUUUUUGUGGUGCUGCCACUGUCAAUCGUUCACCUUUUGGUCCAGUUACAUCUCCUCCUCCACGCCGUGUGUAUUACGCCCAUUUGGCUAUUCGAAUAGAUGAACUUGAAACAAUGCGUCAGGUACGAGUGAUUUAUGUUGGACAGAAACUUUCUGAAAAGGCAGAAUUAAUCCUUUCAGUUCCUCAGAAUGGCUUGGUUUCUGAUCUUCUUAAGGAAGCUGCUCGUCAUUUGAUUUUACCUCCCGGUGGUUCUGGGCAACUUCGUCUACUGAAAGUCUCUCGUAGUCGUAUUAUACAAGAGUAUCCACCAUCACAAAAACUUUCACUUAUUCCUGAAUCUGCAGUGUUCCCUCAAACAUUUGCAGGAGCAUCUCCUAUUCAUGGUCUUCGAAUCGAGGAAGUCCCUUUAGAUGAAUUAAAUUUGAAGCCAAAUGAAAUUGUGGUCUAUGUUUCUCAUUUCGACAAGGCGUUUACAGAAACCUUCGGAGUACCAUUCACUGUUCGUAUUCGAGAUGGCGAGAAUUACAGCGCUGUUCGUGAACGCAUACGUAGACGGCUAGAAGUACCUGAAAAAGAGUUUGAUCGCUGGCGGUUUGCAGUAAUUUUCCCUACAGAAGGUACUUAUAUUCCUAACGAAGAGGAUCCGAUAGUUCAGAUCAAAAGUUUCACUCACUACUGUGUUCCGGAAAGUCGACCAUGGUUAGGAAUCGAUCACAAGCCAUCCAAACGACCUCGUUACGCUCCAAAUGAAAAACCGAUCAAAAUUCAUAAUUGA
Heterobilharzia americana is the source of this 4425-nucleotide messenger RNA. NCBI's taxonomy places the organism in Eukaryota, Metazoa, Platyhelminthes, Trematoda, Strigeidida, Schistosomatidae. The record is from the annotation of a GenBank genome assembly.